AGUUUGGUAUGUAAAUAUAAUUAUGGGGGGCCGGGGGAUUAAUUUUUCCCAACCAUGUCUUUCUCCGUGUCUUUCUCAUAUGUUGAUGGUAGUUUGAAACCUCCCCUGUCUCUCUCCAACAAAAGCAGAGAGAGGGUUCAGAGGAGGGCGGUUGCCAUUGUUUGAAUGAGAAAAGGCAACCCAAGAAAUCAUUUCAUUUCCGGGAUAAAAGAGAUAAAAGAGUAAUAAAAAGAGAAGAGAAUGGGGUUGAGAAUAUGCUUCCUUUUGCUUCUCUUCUCCCUUCUUCUUGGCUUCGCCACCCCCACAUACAUUAAAUAUGAGGUGCUACAGAAUCCAGGACGAACAGGGCGUUCCCUUCUUCAGCAGAAACGUGAUUGUCCAUUGGACAUGGAGAACAUGAACUAUACAAUAGUUACGAGCCAAUGCAAAGGACCACAUUACACGGCCAAGGUAUGCUGCAGAGCCUUUAAGGAAUUAAGCUGCCAAUACAGGGAUGUACUUAACACCGAUACCAACAACUGCCCCGUCAUCAUGUUCAACUAUCUCCAUCUCUACGGCAAGUAUCCUCCUGGUCUUUUCAGCAACCUCUGCAAGGAAGGCAAGCACGGCCUCGACUGUAAAGAUAUAGAUGUUGCGCAACAAUCGGUGGUUGACAAACCUGUUAAUGCUACCGGAGAAGCCCUUCAACCCUGCCGCCCCGCCUUCCUCGUACCUCUUUUUCUGGGGUGGCUGUUGUUACUCCAAAAUUGAAACUUUAAAUGGAUUAAUUCAUUUCAUU
This is a messenger RNA of Ipomoea nil (Japanese morning glory), 778 nucleotides long. Its product is annotated as GPI-anchored protein LLG2-like. The transcript is spliced from 3 exons. NCBI's taxonomy places the organism in Eukaryota, Viridiplantae, Streptophyta, Magnoliopsida, Solanales, Convolvulaceae. The record is from RefSeq and is a predicted model, not a curated record. Bases 241 to 750 code for a protein of 169 amino acids.